AUGGGUUGCGGCUCCUCCUUUCCGGAUAGGGAUUCAAGGCAGUUCGGUCGACCCAAUACCGAGAAUGGUGGAGGGCAGGAUGCCAGGAAUCUAAGGGUCAAGCUUGUUCUCUUAGGUGAUUCUGGUGUUGGUAAAAGCUGUAUUGUUCUACGAUUUGUUCGUGGUCAGUUUGAUGCAACAUCCAAAGUAACUGUGGGAGCUUCUUUUUUGUCGCAAACAAUAGCUCUGCAAGACUCUACAACAGUCAAAUUUGAAAUAUGGGAUACUGCUGGUCAAGAGAGGUACGCUGCAUUAGCACCUCUCUAUUACCGUGGUGCAGCAGUUGCAGUUAUUGUCUAUGAUAUAACAAGCCCAGAAUCUUUUAGCAAAGCACAGUACUGGGUUAAGGAGCUACAAAAACAUGGAAGCCCUGAUAUAGUGAUGGCUCUGGUCGGUAAUAAAGCUGAUCUUCAGGAGAAGAGGGAAGUUGCUGUCCAGGAUGGCACUGACUAUGCUGAGAAGAAUGGUAUGUUUUUCAUAGAGACAUCUGCAAAGACAGCAGAUAAUAUAAAUGAACUGUUUGAGGACAUUGUUGACUAUGCUACUAGCAAGCUUCACCAUGAUGUCCUUGCUGCCUGA
Messenger RNA from Sphenostylis stenocarpa, 618 nucleotides. NCBI's taxonomy places the organism in Eukaryota, Viridiplantae, Streptophyta, Magnoliopsida, Fabales, Fabaceae. The record is from the annotation of a GenBank genome assembly.